Messenger RNA from Mercurialis annua (annual mercury), 369 nucleotides. RefSeq lists its product as uncharacterized. The coding region runs from base 1 to 369 and encodes 122 amino acids. Lineage: Eukaryota; Viridiplantae; Streptophyta; Magnoliopsida; Malpighiales; Euphorbiaceae. The transcript has a single exon. The record is from RefSeq and is a predicted model, not a curated record.
AUGGGAAGACAAGGAAAAUGGGCAGUGCUAGACCACAUGAAGAGGGCUAUCAAGAAAUUAAACUUUCUACUAAGCUUUAACCUGCGAAACUGGCGCAUAGCUUCUAUACUCGGUAAUGCAUCGAAGCGGCCGCAACGGCGGUUGAAGAGCUUUAACGAUACGGUGGGUUUGCACGGUUGCAUUGAAGAUGUAGAAAUGUCCGACCGAAACCGAACUCUACAAAGAACGAGAAGCUGUGCUUCUGAUGAAGAUAUCGACCAGAGGGCUGAGGUUUUUAUAGCUAAUUUUCGCAGGCAACUUUUGCUAGAAAGACAGGUUUCUUUGCAAAUCCGGUAUAACAGAGGGAAUAGUUUUACCAGGGAUUACUAA